AUGGAUGAUGCCACUAAGGUCAUGUUGCUUAAGCAACACUGGACACCACCAGCAAAUUAUAACUUUCCCUUUUGUACUGUAACGAAAAAGGAAAUUCGAGAUACGGAUAUUGGUAACAGCAAAGACUGUCGUUUGACUGAAGUUGCUUUGGCUUACAUAGUGGAAGAUUUAUGCAAUAAAUUUAAUAUUGAUUUGAGGUGGUGUGUAGGAAUAGGUACAGUCAGCUGUUCUGUGAUGGCAUCUGAUACCAAAGGUGCUGUUCAUGAACUGUCAAAAAAAGCUACCAAUGCCAAACGAUGUCCUUGUAGUAACCAUAUUUUAAAUAACUCAUUAGCAAAAUCUUCAAAUGUUUCAUUUUCUCGGAAUGCUUCGGUAACAAUGAAAAAAGUUGUGGCUAUUGCCAAUGCUUCAGCCAAACGACACAAAGUAUUUCUAGAAGAGUUUGGAGGGAGAGACACGAUGGCCAUUUGCAAUUUCAGGGAGAUAACCUAA
Brassicogethes aeneus is the source of this 492-nucleotide messenger RNA. Lineage: Eukaryota; Metazoa; Arthropoda; Insecta; Coleoptera; Nitidulidae. The record is from the annotation of a GenBank genome assembly.